This is a messenger RNA of Microthlaspi erraticum, 375 nucleotides long. Lineage: Eukaryota; Viridiplantae; Streptophyta; Magnoliopsida; Brassicales; Brassicaceae. The record is from the annotation of a GenBank genome assembly.
AUGACCGGAAACUACGGUUUGCAUCCCGACGAUCAUUACGAUCCGAAUGCUUUACCGGUUAUCGAGAACAUUAAUUACCGAGACAUGGUGGCCGAUAACGUGACGAUGCCGGCACAGUUGGCUGGAAUAUCGGGUGAUCAGUUUACUGGAAUCUGUAUCUCUAACGUGACGAUCACGCUAGCGAAGAAACCUAAGAAAGUGCUUUGGAAUUGUACGGAUGUUUCGGGUUAUACAAGCGGUGUGACUCCGGAGCCAUGUCAGCUUUUGCCGGAGAAGGAGCCGGGGACGCUCGUGCCGUGUAAUUUCCCGGAAGAGCCGAUUCCUAUUGAAGAAGUGAAGCUCCAACGUUGCUCCUCUAGAAGCAGGAAUAUGUGA